AUGGCUCAGUAUUAUCAAGUAACUUCACUAGAAGAAUUACAUCAUCUUUAUCCAAAUUUACAGUUUGAAAAUGUUGAAGGAAUUCCAUGUAUGGUUCAGGAGAAUCAAAUUACUCAAAUAAAUAAAGAACAGGGUCAACAAAUAAUUACUACUGUGGAUCAAUCUAAUAUUCAAUUAACGCCAAGUUCAGCAGCUUCAUCGCAGUGUAUUUCACCAAGAAGUCAAUAUGUUGUUCAACAACCAACAAGAUUUGUUAUACAACACAUUGAUGCAAAUGACUCAUCCAUCGAAACAGUUCAGCAAGUUCAACCAAAUUCUAAAUUAUCAAACUUGUCUGAAAAUGCAGAAAACUCACAAUUUAUUGAACAUGCUUUGACAUGCAUUGAAAAAAAUGAUAAUCAAAAGAAACAAUUAAAAAGACCUUGCAUUACUCAAAUUCAACCUGUACAUCAACCGAUUCAAAUUCAUCAGCCAAUUCAAACUCAAAAUAAGCAAACUCCAGUUAUCAUUCAAAAACAUCAGCUUCAAAAACCACUUAUUACUUCUCCAACAACUCAAAUAAUUCAUAAGGAUAAAGAAUCUUCUCAAAAUUAUACUCAACAAUUAAUAGGAAACAGAAGACCUUCGCAAACUGGAACUUCCCAACAAAUUAGUAACAGUGAUCAAAUAAUUCCACAAGUUCAAUACUUGAAUCAAGUUACAGUUAUUGAUGGAUUCUCACCUCCUAAUGCUAAUCUUAACAAUCAGUUACUUGGAAAUGAAACCGUUGGACAGCAAUGUCAAUUGGCCACUACAACUCAAAUUAAUAAUCAACAGUGUAAAACGAAAAAAAUCAGUCAACCAACCGGUAUAUCUACAAUUAUUCAACAAUCGCCUCAAAUAAUUAUUCCUCAAAGAUUUGAAAUGUCUUCUCAAUCUCCUAUAACUUCCAAAAUAACUCAAUACAGAAAGAAAGUCUCGCAAGAAGUGGAAUCAACCUCAACUCCAGUUUUUAUUGUUCAAAAAUUAGAUAAUCCAGUUUUUAUUAGACAACCGCAAGCUAAAAUCAGUUUUCAAAGUAUACAAACAAAUAGUGAAAAUUCUUUUACUUCGCCUCCCAAACACAUAGUGAAAAAUUUAGGAAAUAUCGGCCAAUCAGGUCACGAGCCUAAUAAUAGUCAAACUGGUAAGUUUUUUGUUGAAAGAAGUCAAACUGUGGGUCAUGUUAAAUUAGGUAUCAUAGAGCAAUCAGGUGCCAAAAGAAUUAUUGAACAAGUUAGUAGUGCAAAAGGUCCUUCGACAAUGUUCAACAAAUUCCCGGUAGGAAAAGCCAAAACAGUGGAACAACAAACGGAUUUAGUUUUAAUACAAAACGAAAAAGAAAUGAGUAGUACGUUACAAGAAAAAUUAACUAGUAAUUAUCAGUCGUCUGAAACUUCAUCUCAUAUUCAAACAUCUCAAAUUCAUACUUCUUUUAAGAAAACUGAUCGUAACGGACGUGAUAUUCAAAAUAUUAGUGCGCCUGGAAUCGGACAACAGUACGUAUCCAGAGGAAAAGGAGUGCAAACUUCUCCUCCCCGAUCCACUAGCGAUGAUAUUGAUCCUAAAAAUAAAAUUAUACGAUGUGGAAAUAAAGUUUUAAAAGAAGAAAUUACCGUUUGCGGAACGGAAGCAAGGUCUUCGUCAUUUAUUUCGGGACCCUCUCAAACUAUUUACACGGUGGCGUCAGGAAAUCAACCUAGUCAAAAAAAUGUUGAAAAUGUCGAAGAAUGCAGAAUGUUAGUUUUACUUUUAAACGGCGAAAAAAAAUUAAUCAAAAUUCCUGGCUCUCAACAAAAUAUUCUUUUGGGGCAAAUUUUACAGCAGGCCGGUGUAUCCAUCACCACUCCAACCUCGAUCGCCGUUGAACAAGUAGUUGAUGUUUCUAAAAUAGAUCACGUGGCAAAAGUUUCCGUUUGUAACAAUCAAAUAACUUCUGUUCCCAAGACGUCGAACAUGGGACAAUUAACGGAAACAUCUACCAAUGCAUUGACUGGCAUUCGUCAGAAUUCAUCACAACAUAUAUCAACCAUAAGUGUUCCACGAAAUCAACUAGAAUUCACUACUUCGAAAAUUGUCAUACCCAACGUUCAGGAAAUUGUGAGACCCCAAGUUUUAAGUAUAGAUAAUUCUAAUACGAACUUUCAAACAAAUCGAACUUCCUCAAUAUCAUCAUCAUCAUCAUCACCGUCGCCAUCUAAAGAGGAACCUCGAUUCAUAUCGGGUUACAUGGCGAUUUGUCCAUUUUGCGGAAUACAAUCUUUGGAUUUUAACAAAUGUAUUAGGUGUCGAAGAAAGCUACCGGAAAAUGUCAAAUCUCAAUCAAUUUUCAAUGCGAAAAAAAUGAAAGGAAACAAAGCCAUUACAGGAAUUGAUAAAGUUAAUAAUGAAAAUGUAAAGGAGCCAAAUGAAAGGCAAACAGAUUCCAGUGGUGAUAGUGAAAAAGAAAAAAUUUCUCCAAUACAAGGCCAGGAGAAGAAAAAAAUAAAGCCUUGUAUAAAAAAGAAAAAAAUAAACGAGGAACCAAGUAUGAAUGAUAAAAAGGGACCAUAUUAUGAUCCAUUUAACCACGAAGAAGAAACGCAUCGAAGGAUAAUUUUGCUUUUGGAUAAAAUUUCUGAAGAUAAUAAAAUUAUUCUGUACAAAAUUUUCGGUCAGGAAAAAUUAGAAGAACUUACUGAAAAAGAAGCCAACGAUAUUUUAAUUCGAGCUUCUCCAUCUGACUUGCAAAAUACCGUUUUAAACAAAUCAGUUAACACUGUUCGAAAAAUUAUGGUUUACCCCCCACCGCCUGAAAAAGGAGGUAUAACAUUAAACAAUCAAGAUUACGCUUGCUUAGGAGAGGAUCAGUUUUUAAAUGAUGUGAUUAUAGAUUUUUAUUUAAAAUAUUUGUUAUUAAAAGUUCUUUCCCCGGAGGACAGAAAUCGAACCCACGUAUUUUCUACAUUUUUUUAUAAAAGACUUACGACGAAGCCCAAGUCGUUAAGAAAAAAUGAUCCAGAAAACGAUUCUAAAUUAUCACCCGCUGAGAAAAGACAUAUGAGAGUCAAAGGAUGGACUAAGCAAGUUAAUUUAUUUGAAAAAGAUUUUAUAAUAGUUCCUAUUAAUGAACAUUCCCAUUGGUUUUUGGCAAUUAUAUGUUUUCCUGGAUUACAAGGACCCGUUAGAUUUUCCGAUAAUAGUCCGGUAGUUCUGGAAGAAUCACCCCCAAAAAAAAAUACUCAAACGCUUCAAAUAGGAAAUACGACUAUCACUCAUAUAAUCAAAUCGGAUGGAAAUAAUUUGGAUAUGGAUUGCAGCUCCGACAGAGACGAAGCCGAAGGGGAUCAAGAUGAUUUGCAUCCUUCUUCGGAUGAUGAAAGUGAACAGACUGAGGAAGAGGGAAACAUGAGUUCUUCCAACGUUCAAAUACCGCUUUUAACAUCUGCCACUCAAGCAGGAUCAGUUGCUAAGUUUAAAAAUAAUAAAAGAAAAAUAAAUAAAGAACCCAUUAAACAGCCUUGCAUUUUAAUAUUUGAUUCCUUGGCUGGAGCUAGCCGCGUUCGAGUUGUUGCAACUCUUCGUGAUUAUUUAAAAAUCGAAUAUAAAACUAAAAUAGGUCAAGAAAGAGAUUUUAGCAAAGAUACAAUUAAAGGUGCUGUUCCCAAAGUCCCACAACAAAAUAAUUUUACGGAUUGUGGUCUAUACGUUUUGCAAUAUAAUCCUUUACAUGACUUCAAGUUGCCAUUAAAGUAUUUACAAGAAUGGUUUCCUGAGGAAGUGGUGUCUGGUAAACGGCAAAAAUUAGCCAUGUUAAUAAGGAGUUUAAUGGAAGAACAAGGGAUUAAAGUCGAAGAAAUGGGUUUACCAAUCCUUACUUUUACCAAUGGAAAUUCUUCUGGGGUAUAUAUUUGUUUACAAUUUAAAAAAGUUUGA
Messenger RNA from Pediculus humanus corporis (human body louse), 3933 nucleotides. Its product is annotated as sentrin/sumo-specific protease senp7, putative. Lineage: Eukaryota; Metazoa; Arthropoda; Insecta; Psocodea; Pediculidae. Gene Ontology annotation, cellular component: nucleus; cytoplasm. Gene Ontology annotation, biological process: protein desumoylation. Gene Ontology annotation, molecular function: SUMO-specific endopeptidase activity. The transcript is spliced from 23 exons. The record is from RefSeq and is a predicted model, not a curated record. Bases 1 to 3933 code for a protein of 1310 amino acids.